UGUCUUUGUUCACCACUUCUAUGAAGGUUUGUUCUCUGCUGUCGCUCCGAGCUGUUGUGUGGCUCCAAUUGUAAAUUAUACUCUGUUGUUGUUGUUUUGGGUUUUUUUUUUUUGUACUCGGCCUUAAAGAUUCUGGUCCAGUUUGUCAUGAUGCAACAGACCCAGCUUCUUGUAUGUAGGUUUGUGCUGGAGGUCCACAACAACCAAUAAAGCGCACACGUCUGAAUCUCUGUGGAGCAAGUGUUUGGCCUUCAGGGGGCGCCGGGGCCACCUGACCUGCGCUCUGAGGAGAGGGACCCCGGGGCCUCGUUCUUUCCUGUCCCCUGCUGCUGGGACCCUGGUCUUCUGCCCGUCAGCAUCUGGGUUUGCAGCUGAGGACGCCUCACACGUGGAGUCCUGCCACUGUGCGCUGAUGGAGGAGGAUGUGACCUUUGAACCUGUGGUCCCUGGUGGGUGACAGACUUGUUUGGUCAUCAUGAGUCAUGGUGAGGUGAAGCUUCUUGAAGCACUCACGACUUGCUUCGAGUCACGAGUCGACGCUUGGAGAAGGUUCACUCGCGCUCUGGCGCCACCAAGCGGACAUGAAACAUAAGCUUCUGCGAGCAUGCGCACACACAUCUGAUCUCAGUUAUUUUCAUUCGACACGAGCUGUUUUUUUUCCAACUGUGUUUGGACUGUCUGAGCCCGACACCUGUGGCCCAUCGUCCUGACCUUGUUGGCAACUGUUCCCAGAGCAGGGGACGCUGUCUCCUUCCCCAUGGUUCCAUGACAACAGGCUGCUCGCCUGACAAACGUUUCUUCAACCCGCAGCUGAACCGCUCGAUCCACUUCCUGGAGCGGUCACGUGGUGCGGCCAGUUCCAUCCCUCCACCGUCACUGGAGCGGUUCAUGCACUCGCCUCCAGCGCAAAAGAAGCUCAGGCCCCAGCGAGAAUUGAACUCGCGACCCCUGGUUUACAAGACCAGUGCUCUAACCGCUGAGCUAUGAGGCCUGGCGGCAGGCCGGCCGCGUGCACGCGCCUGACGGUGACCCCGGCCGCCUUGGUUCCCGCUUCGUCUCUGUGACCAUGUUUCUCACAGACAUCAUUCGGCGUCAAACUAGUUGAGGCGGUGCACCGCUAAAAGCGUCCGUGUCUGUGUCACAGCUCAACUCGUCCGGGCUGAACGCGGCUCCGGUGGUGUCUGAGGAGCGCGGGAUCAUAAUCUGCCUCAGAGGACGAUGAGCGCGUGUGAGGCUCCGGGUGGCGCACGCAGUUCCCAGGCUCCAGAGGGCCAGGACUCGUCGCAGCCCGCCGCCGGGAUGUCAGACCUGUCGGACGAGAUCCUGCUGUGCAUCCUGCGCCACGUGCCGGUCCCGGACCUUCUGACCAACGUGGCCCCCGUCUGUCGCAAGUUCAAGUCGCUGUGUUGCGACAAGAGUCUGCUGACGCACGUCAGCCUGUCGGAGGAGCACACGGCGGACGACGCGGCGGUGCGGCGCCUGCUGAAGCAGCUGUCGGUGCACGUGACGUCUCUCAGCCUCAACGGCGUCUACUGGCUCUCGGGCGCCACCUUGGAGCGCGUGUCACGCUGCAGGUCGCUGACGCGGCUGGACGUCAGCGGCUGUCGCCUCACGUCUGUCCGUCUGUCCCGCCUCCUGUCCGGCCUCAAGCUGCUGCGCUCGCUGGCCUUCGACGUGGCGCCGGGUUUCAACGCCGCCCAGCUGAGCUCCGACGCCGUGGACGGGCUGAGCCGGCUCGGCGAGCUGCGGCAGACGCUGCUGACGCCCAGCUACGGCGUGGUGCCCUGCUGUCCACAGCUGCGCAGGUUGAUGCUGCAGUUUGACAUCAGCGACGUGACCCGGGAGGGCGAGGGGGUCAGCUGCCAGCUGAUGGUGGGGCAGAGCAGCGUGCCGCAUUACCAGCACCUGCGGGAGUUCACGGCCAGACUGGCCCCGGGCGAGGUGAACCAGACGCUGCUGCUGCUCUACCUGGCCGUCUUCAGCGUCCACGUUCCCGAGCACCUCACCGUCUUCCUGGUCUCCAUCCCCGGCCCCUCCCCCGCGCCCUGGCCCGCCACGCCCUCUCUGACCGGCGCGCUGGGCCGCGGCGGCCGCCUGGAGGCGCUGCAGCUGCCCCGGUCCUGGCUGGACCCGCCGUCCCUGCAGGAGGCGCUGGAGGGCAGCAGCCCCCGACACCUGAGCUUCAGCCGCUGCCCCGCCCUGCUGCCCCAGGUGUUCCGGCUGCUGCUGGAGGGCGGAGUCAAGGACCCGGGCCGGCUGACCAGCCUCAACCUCAGCGGCAUCAACCACAGCCCGUACUCGGAGAGCCGCGGUGCCGACGGGCCGCUGAGCUGGAGCACGCUGAGCCGCCUGGUGGACGCCUGCAGGAACCUCAAGCACCUGAACCUCAUGCACACGCACUAUCACCACGACGACGGUGGCGGCGGCCAGCACCUGUGCGCCAGCCUGGCCCGACUGGGGCGACUGCGCUGCCUCAGCCUGCCUGCCUGCGCUCUGUCGGACCGCCUCGACCCUCCGCCCUGCUCUGCGCCGAGGCCGCCGCCCGCCGCCGCCGCCUUCCACAGAGCGCCGCGCCUGGGCCUGCAGGUCUACAGCCCCGACUCGGGCUCCUCCCACUCCGGCAGCGCUCACCUGCUGGCCGCCUGCCGCGCCCUGGACACGCUGGAGGUCACGGGCGCGGGCUUCGUCUCGGCGCUGCCGCGGCUGGAGCCGUGCGGCCGCGCCCGCGUGGAGCCGCGGGGUGUGUGCGAGUGGUCCCGGGGAGUGGGCGACGCCCACCUGGCCGCCCUGGCCGCCUCGCCCGGCCUGAGGCGCCUGACGCUGGCCGGCCUUCCCGGCGUGCUGAGGGGCACCGGCCUGGUCCAGCUGGCCCGGAGCUGCGGCGACCUGCGGGCGCUGUCGCUGGCCAACAUCGGCUCGCUGAAGGUCAUGAACUACAGCGCCGCCCUGCUGGACGCUCUCCGGCAGUGCCGACAGCUGCGGGAGCUCAGGCUGGAGCAGCCCCACCUGGAGGCCGACGCCGCCUUCUUCCAGGCGCUGUCCUGCUGCUCGCGGCUGCAGCGCCUCUGCAUCGUGUCUCGCGGCGGCACCUUUGACCCCGCCGCCCUGGAGGGCUUCGUGGAGCGCUGCCGCCUGGUGGUCACGUGUCACGUGUUCAUGAGCGGAACCCUGGUGGCCUGCCGCAGUCUGCAGAAGCGCCUCCGCGACAGGUUCCUGGGCGAGCGCCCGGCCCUCAGCGCCGUCGUCUACCCGCUGCAGCACGAGGAGCUGCCGUCCGUCAUCCGAGACAUCCCGCUCUCCUUGCUGGACGCCAUCACGCUGUUCCAGAGUCACGUGGCUCAGCCGCCGCCGCGCCUGUCGCCGGCUUGACGAUGACCUUGAA
Molecule: messenger RNA, 3382 nt
Organism: Synchiropus splendidus (mandarinfish)
Lineage: Eukaryota; Metazoa; Chordata; Actinopteri; Syngnathiformes; Callionymidae
Gene: fbxl18
Product: F-box and leucine-rich repeat protein 18
Exons: 7
Coding region: 1219-3369 (716 amino acids)
Biological process (GO): SCF-dependent proteasomal ubiquitin-dependent protein catabolic process
Cellular component (GO): SCF ubiquitin ligase complex
Molecular function (GO): protein binding
Source: RefSeq, a predicted model, not a curated record